Molecule: messenger RNA, 1684 nt
Organism: Camelus dromedarius (Arabian camel)
Lineage: Eukaryota; Metazoa; Chordata; Mammalia; Artiodactyla; Camelidae
Gene: PAAF1
Product: proteasomal ATPase associated factor 1
Exons: 12
Coding region: 1-1323 (440 amino acids)
Molecular function (GO): protein binding
Source: RefSeq, a predicted model, not a curated record
AUGGGGUGGAGAAGAGGACCUAUCGCGCAUUUUCAUUGGUGGUCUGUCGGUAUAGAUCCCGCCCUUCGUUCUCGACGCAGCUCCUUCGGAGGACCCACUUCCGGGAAAGAGCGGAAGAGGCGGUCUGGUGGAGGCGGGGUCAAGAUGGCGGCGCCUUUGAGGAUUCAGAGCGACUGGGCCCAAGCCCUCAGGAAGGAUGAAGGGGAGGCCUGGCUGAGCUGUCACCCCCCAGGUAAACCAACUUUGUAUGGCAGCCUAACUUGUCAAGGAAUUGGCCUUGAUGGCAUCCCAGAGGUUACAGCUUCAGAAGGAUUUAUUGUGAAUGAAAUAAACAAGAAAAGCAUUCAUAUUUCAUGUCCAAAGGAAACUGCAUCUUCGAAGUUUUUGGCACCAUAUACUACUUUUUCCAGAAUUCAUACAAAGAGUAUAACAUGCUUGGACAUUUCCAGUGGAGGAGGCCUUGGUGUGUCUUCUAGUACCGAUGGGAGCAUGAAAAUCUGGCAGGCUUCCAACGGAGAGCUCAGAAGAGUAUUGGAAGGACAUGUGUUUGAUGUGAAUUGUUGCAGGUUUUUCCCAUCAGGCCUUGUAGUUCUGAGUGGGGGAAUGGAUGCCCAGCUGAAGAUCUGGUCAGCUGAAGAUGCUAGCUGCGUGGUGACCUUCAAAGGUCACAAAGGAGGUAUCCUGGAUACAGCCAUUGUUGAUCGGGGGAGGAACGUGGUAUCUGGUUCUCGAGAUGGAACAGCGCGCCUUUGGGAUUGUGGGCGCUCAGCCUGCCUGGGAGUCAUUGCAGACUGUGGUUCUUCCAUCAAUGGAGUGGCUGUGGGUGCUGCAGACAACUCUAUAAACCUCGGCUCCCCUGAACAGAUGCCUAGUGAACGGGAGGUUGGAACAGAGUUGAAAAUGUUGCUGUUGGCCCGAGAAGAUAAGAAACUUCAGUGUUUCGGACUACAGAGCAGGCAGCCGGUGUUCCUCUUUAUUGGCUCAGAUGCCUUCAACUGCUGUACUUUUCUCUCUGGCUUCUUGCUGUUGGCUGGGACGCAGGAUGGAAACAUUUAUCAGCUGGAUGUAAGGAGUCCAAGGGCUCCAGUACAAGUCAUCCACAGAUCAGGAGCACCAGUUCUGUCCUUGCUGAGUUUCAGAGAUGGAUUCAUUGCUAGCCAAGGUGAUGGAAGCUGUUUCAUUGUCCAGCAAGACUUAGACUAUGUCAUUGAGCUCACUGGGGCUGACUCUGACCCUGUGUACAAGGUAGCCACAUGGGAGAAGCAGAUCUAUACAUGCUGUCGGGAUGGUCUUGUGCGACGCUAUCAGCUCUCUGACCUCUAACGCCUUGGGAAGAAGAGUCCCAGUUAAUGAAAAAGAUUGACUCUGACAACAAUGAGCGGAAACAUUAUCAAGGGUCAUGGGUUCGGGCACCCUUUGAAAGUCACAGAAAGUGAGCUGCAUUGGCCCAUGUGGAACUAUCAUUCCAUGAUAAAACCUAUGUUGAGCUGAGUAAGAAGCUCACAUGUGUUCACUGCAUUUGUCCUAACUUCUCCCUAUAUAUACUCAUCCCAGCAACACAGGACAAGGAUACAGAUGCUUACAGUUUGAUCUGAUACUGCUUGUGUUAAAUGUUUACAAGGACUGGAGGACUAAAGCCUGUUCUCUGGAGGAAAUAAAGAAAAUAUGUUUGGAGGAGUCUGAA